AUGUCCAGUGAUUCGGAGGCAAGCGAUGUAUCGGAUAUGAACGAAAGUAACGAAGUCAGCAAAGAUUCUGAAGAUGACUGGGGAGUUGUGGACUCCGAAAUUUUGCCCUACCAAGAUGAACCGCUAGCGGCUGAAGACGAAGCACUUGAUGUCGACGACUCCGAGGAAGAAAGAGACGUUGACGGUCUUACUCCCUCGACUUUAGCAGAAAGAUAUGAACAAACAGUUUGUUUGGAAUCUUGGUAAGUGAAUUCAUUCAGCUCCAACUCCCAUUUUAUCCCGAAAGAUCGCCAACCAAUCGUACAAGUCUGGGUCAAAGAAAAAGAAAAACAAGCUUACCGUGGCCGUUCAACUUGAUUUUGUUUGACAGGUGUCGCCGUCAACAUUGCAGAACAGAAUUAUUAGUUGGAUCGAUAGAAUUUCGCUGUUGCCGAGACGUAACCAGCACGUCAGGGAAAAUGGUUUUUGAUGGCUCCAUUGAGAAAAUAAGCUGUAUAACACAACACGAGGAUUAUGACGCCAUAACUAACCGAGCAGUUCUUGUUCAAGCGGCGCCUUUACUGAGGACCAAGGAUGGGAGGACGUAUCGCCGUCGUGGAGGAGUGUCCGAAAACGAGUGAGUCAAUACCCGCCACAAAUGAUUUAUGUACUUUCUGUGACAAUCAACCUGAAUCAUUAACGCAUUUGUUCUAUCACUGCUCACGCUCUAAACAGUUUUGGAUUGAAUUUGAACUAUAUUGGUGCCUUAUUUCGAAUCAACGAAUUCGUCUCUGCUUGGAAAAUGUGCUCUUUGGAAUUUUGACGGAAAAUGCUUGCCCUUUACUUCAAUUGCUGAACUAUUUUAUAAUUAUUGGAAAACUCUAUUUGUGGGACUGCAGGAACAAACAAAUCCUUCCAAACAUUUGUGGAUUUAAAGCCAAGAUCAUCGCUAAAUAUGAAACAGAAGAAAAAAUCAGCAACAAAGAAUUCUUUAAAAGAAAGUGGAUACUGACGCCUUAUUUAAGUUAACUGUAUUACCUCCGUAUUAUUUCAUUGCCCUGUUGUACUUUUUUUACAAUUUCUUUUAGCCCUGUAACACCUCCUGUAAUAAUUUGACAAUUUUUUUUUUGUGUGUGUGUGUGUGUGUUUUGUAAAUGUAAUUAUUUAAUGUGAUUAUCAAUAAACAUUAAAAAAAAAAAAAAAAAAAAAAAAUACCCGCCAUUUUGUCUAUGGAACAUCUCACAAAUUUCUUUCUUAGGUCCAUCACAUCUUGUAUCAAACGAGCAAUAUUAUAAGAGGGAUCUCUAACAAUGUGAUUCUAUUGAUCUGUUUUAGGCUUAUUCGUUCUGUUGCCUACAGAUGGACUAUACGAUGGCUGUGUGGCUUCUUAGGUUGGGACAACAGCAGGCCAUUGCCAGCCUGUGUUUACCACAGCAUAAGAACAAAAUAUCCUCCGCGACAGUCCACUGCAUAUUCCACUUCCAAGGACAGAGAAACUUGA
Messenger RNA from Porites lobata, 1480 nucleotides. The record is from the annotation of a GenBank genome assembly. Lineage: Eukaryota; Metazoa; Cnidaria; Anthozoa; Scleractinia; Poritidae.